UGUUUUGGAACACCAAUAUGGCUGCCAUGACGUCAUGUGAAAACUCUCUCUUUUACUGCGUGGCUCGCUAAAAAUUGAAGCUGUUUUUUUGUCCUGCCCAAAUGUCACCUGAUUUAUUGCCGAUUUUUCUCAAGGCGAGUGACAACUGAACGUGUAAAACUCUUAUUUAUCUUAAAAUGUUGACGACAUGUAUUAAAACGGACGUGCUAACGACUAAGCAACGAUUUCGAAAUGAUUCAUUUUCCUUUUGACGUACGUAAGUGUUUCAGUGAGCCGCUCUGCCUGAGUCCAGAAGCUUUCCCGAACCUGUCAGACACACAGUAGAGAAAUAAUAAAUAUCUCGCUAGCUUCUUCUCCUCCGUCCGCACUACAAGUGGCAGAUCCUUGUUUUUGCCUGUAUCGAAGGGGGGGAAAGCUAGUCUUUAACCCCUUACGGUGCAAAUGAAACCUCGAACUCGGUUAGCAAGCUUAAGGGGUAGUAUGUCACGGUACUAUCCGUGCGGAACAUUUUUCGGUGAUAAGAUAAUAAAGCUCACUGUGUACUCCGCUGUUUCGUACCUGCUCUUAGAACAAAGCCCCCCAAGAAUGAGAAAUAAUGAGUUUUAGAUUUCAAUUAAGAUCGCCAACUUGUGGCGAGAUUAUCACUUUGCACUUUGCCCUAGAAAACCAGCGUCCAUGGCCUUAUGAAACUUUAACCACUACCGCCUAGGAAUAACAUCUCAAUAACAUUUUAAUGACCUUAGGCUGAUCAUUUGAAAUUGCUGUUUUGUUCUGGUAACAAGCAUUUGAGGAUAGCCUUCCCGGUUGUAGCUUUUGCCAUCUUAGGAGGUGCUUAAAAGAUGAUGUUUAUCGCGAGUUUCUUGGUUUUCAUAAUGGCUCAUCGACAUUCGGUGUGCGACGAGCUCUAUCCAAUAUCGGUGGUCAUCGACAUUGCCCAGAAAGAGCCUGCAUGGUCCACAGAUGACUACAUUGAACCUUUACAGCAGAAAGCAAAUGAUGCCGCUAUUCCAGCUUUAAAUUUGCCUCUGAGUGACGCCGCAAAUCAACAAGACCUUGCCUGGAUGAAAACUGACAUUGUGGACAAAUACAAAUUUGUGAAAGAUCCCACGAGAGACAUAUGGACCAAGCAACCCGAUUUCAAAGGACUUCUCGGAACCCCUACGUUCGUCGCUGCUGCAGAUCGAGUAAAGAAGUUCUUUGUCCGCAACAACGAUUGGGACACCACAAAAAAUAAUCGUGAAUUCCGCACAGCGCAGAGCUGUCUCAACCUUCUCUACAUCACAGCUGCAAGAUACCUGUUCGUGACACACAUUCUUUACGUACAAAGCGGUAACAAGUUACAACCUUGUGUAAGUACGGCUGACAAAAAAAUAACGAUCCCUGAUUCUGGCGUGUGCUAUCCUGCACCUUAUGGGAGCGCCACUUGUACCUCCGACUACGACGUGGGGCUGGUUGGAAAAGAUGCUGGCGUUCUUACCGAAAAGUUCAACGCGUAUUUUCAAGGUGCUCAGGGAUUUGGCAAACCGUCAGAGCUCGUGUUUGACACCAAUGUCUACGCUUUCACCCUUGAAUACGCCAUGCCAUUUUUGUUUGUCAAGCUUCCGGGUACCUUUGCUGCUGGUGUAGAGAAAAACGAGCAGACGAUAAAUUUCAAAAUGCAAGAAUUGGCCAGUGCGUACUACAAAGUUUUCAAGUACAACGAAAUUUUCUUUCACGCGCUGGUAAAAGUAGCUGAGACAGCAAUGACAGCUGCCAAAUCCAAGACCCAGCUAGACGUUUGGCUGAAAACCUUCAAAGCAAUGGAUGCCAAAGUACCAAUGAGACCUGAAGGCGCAUUGAGUUCUCCCAAAGCGUUCAGAACAGCCCAUAAUAAUGAAUAUCAGAAACUCGUAAAAGCGAUGUCAGUUGCCGGAUAUGAUCCAAAACUUCUGGGUGAUCUCGCAAAGGCCCUGAUCUAUGCAGCAGAGGCCUACCAUACCCGAGGCGCCAUACGUCACGUAGUGGGAGUCACACAGAUGAAGAUUGUGAGCUUGAAGACAGCACUAACAACUAGCGACCUGUGGGUGUCCAUGAUUGAAAACUGGGGAGAGGCAAACAAAGAGUACAACCACUGCGGGGGAAUCCCUCUGGAGGAAUGCUUCCUUAAGAUGACCAAGUACAUGUGGAGGAUGUUUAACGCGAUGAGAUUGAUCCGGGAACGCCUUCCUCCUAAUGUUAGACCUGGAUUGGUGCACUUUGGCGAAAAAUUCCGCGACCCUGAAUUCGCCAUGAAAAUGUGGCUCGAUUACAAAAAGCAAGGAAAGACGGCGAUUCCCACACACAAGUCAAACGUGGAGCAGUUUUUGCAGCAAUUCGGGUGCAACGCCGCAGUUUUGGGGGAGCCAUUCUCCCCGACUUGUAUAUCGAAAAUGAAUGAUAAAGUCAACGCAUACAACAAGAAGCUGGCCGGCCUGGUGACCGAUGAACCAGUUAAGCCACCCUGGCGCCCAUGAGAACUUUAAUUUGUUACUGUAGCAUGCUGCUAGAAACUGCCGUGAGAAACCUUAGACAUUUACUUAAUCCUCACAUCAUAGUUAUGAACAAUAUAUGAAAUAUAAUCCUCACAUCACACUAUAUAUCAAAACUAAGGUUGUAACAUUAUUAUUCCGCAAAUUAUUCUAAAUCAUAAUACAUUCGAACCUCUCAGUUAUGGACAUCAGCAUAAUACGAAAAACGCAACAGUCAUCGCCGCCAUCUUGAAUUACCGUUCUCAAAAGAAUUCUUGUUAGCCUUAUUUUUCCUAUCAUCCAACAUAGCCACCAAGUUCAUUGUCACUUGGAUCUCUCGGAAAUGGUUGCAAACCACCUAAAUUUAAUACGGACAGUUCACAUAGUGUCAGAGAAAACUAAAUUCAUUUAUCUUUACAUCUAUGAUACCGACUCCUCCCUAAAACGGAGACUCAGCACUUCUUCGGGAACUUCUCCAUUGGAGUCGACAUACAUUGUAGAGGUUCGAGUGUACUAAAAAAAGAAAGGGCAAUCAAGGUAGCCCCGUAUUGUUCAUGAACGGUGCCUUUGUCAGUAGGAUUGCAGCGAUAACAAAAUAAAUACAUUGAAAACUCA
Orbicella faveolata is the source of this 3101-nucleotide messenger RNA. RefSeq lists its product as uncharacterized. Lineage: Eukaryota; Metazoa; Cnidaria; Anthozoa; Scleractinia; Merulinidae. The record is from RefSeq and is a predicted model, not a curated record.